Messenger RNA from Nannospalax galili (Upper Galilee mountains blind mole rat), 1059 nucleotides. RefSeq lists its product as uncharacterized. Gene Ontology annotation, cellular component: nucleolus. Gene Ontology annotation, biological process: ribosome biogenesis. NCBI's taxonomy places the organism in Eukaryota, Metazoa, Chordata, Mammalia, Rodentia, Spalacidae. Bases 497 to 787 code for a protein of 96 amino acids. The transcript has a single exon. The record is from RefSeq and is a predicted model, not a curated record.
AUGUAUUUUAUGAGAAUUCUUAAAAACCUGAUGAUACCACGUGUAGUGAGAACACAGAGUUCCCAGAACUUUCAUGCAUGGCUUGGGAUACAAAAAGGGACAGGAGUUUUGCAAAGUCACUGGCCAAUUUACUGGAAACAUACAGUUGGACACAUGAUAUAAAUCCUACUCUUGGUGCUUAUCCAAGUGGAAUGAAAAACUGAGUUCAUAUGCUUCAUUCAUGACUGCCCCAAACUGGAAAUAACUAAGACCCAUCAACUAGGGACUGGCUAAACAAACCACAACAUGCUCAUAAAUGGGAUCCUACUCUGUAAUAAAUAAAUAAACCUCUCAGAUGAAUUGCAACGGGGUCAUAACUGAACUAAAGAAAAUGGGUUCAAAGGUUAUAUGCACACUUGGAAUCCUGCUCUUUAAAAGAAAAAAAAAAAAAAAACGGUGUUUACAGAUGGCGUCACUUGGAUCCUGAGCAUCCGCGAGUGGUUCCCAAGGUCUGACAAUGGCCAAGAACAAAUCAAAAGGGCAGAAGUCCAGGAAUGUAUUUCAUAUAGCCAGUCAGAAAAACGUCAAGGCCAAAAACAAAGCAAAACCAGUUACUACUAAUCUUAAAAAGAUAAACAUUAUGAAUGAUGAAAAAGUUAACAGAGUGAACAGAGCUUUUGUAAAUAUACAGAAGGAACUUGCAAACUUUUCAAAAAGCCUUUCUCUUAAAUCUGUGCAGAAAGAACUGGUUCCUCAGCAGCAGCACCAUGAAAAUGAAUCACUAAUGUUGAAGAAGCUACAAGGUUAAUGGCGCAAUUGUAAUAGUGAUGUAUCAAAUUCCCCCGAAAGAUCAAUAAAUUAAAUAUUUUAUACAAAAAAAAGAAAAAAAAAACUAAUGAUACAUCCAACCACCUAGAUGAACAUCCUAGAGGUUGUGUUGAACACCCAGUCCCUCAGGUUAUGUAUUGUGCUUCCCUUUACAAAACACGGGCUUCAGUGGAACUCAGAGGCUGAAUAUAUGCUUAGCGUGUGAAAGUCCUGGAUCCCCAUCCCCAGCAGAGUUCAUUUUACCCUCUCUUA